Molecule: messenger RNA, 699 nt
Organism: Sitophilus oryzae (rice weevil)
Lineage: Eukaryota; Metazoa; Arthropoda; Insecta; Coleoptera; Curculionidae
Product: cytochrome b5-like
Exons: 4
Coding region: 153-545 (130 amino acids)
Cellular component (GO): intracellular membrane-bounded organelle; membrane
Molecular function (GO): heme binding
Source: RefSeq, a predicted model, not a curated record
UGCGAAUUCAACGACAUUACAGUACAAUUGAAAUGUAAACGCGAUUCACUCUACAUUUGUUGUUCGAUCCGUCUACAGUUUUGCGCUAUCUCUACUCGUGUAACAGACGGGUUAGUCGGCACGUCUGAGAUUUGCAAAUAAUCGGAAAGAGAAUGACAGAAGAAACCGGUCAAGAAGUGAAGUUAUUCACGCUAGCCGAAGUUAAAAUUCACAAUGGAAAAGAUGACCCGGCCACCUGGAUUAUCUAUAAGGAUAUUGUUUAUGAUGUGACAUCGUAUUUAGACGACCAUCCUGGCGGUGGCGAUCUAAUCACCGAGUUCGCCGGAUUAGAUUGCACAAAGGGUUUCGACGAUUUCGGACAUUCCUCGGACGCGAAAAAACAAUUGAAGGCUUUCAAAAUACGCGAAAUUGUCGAGGAGGAACGUAGAGGAAAAGCCAAGAAGAAGCCUGAAGUAAAAUCGGGAGUUACUGUUAAGGAUGCUCCAGACGGAAAACCACAAACCAGGAGCUGCAUUUCAAUUGUCACUUGUGGAUUAUGCGGAUGAAACAAAAGGAUUAACGUAUAGAAUUCCUAAGUGUAAUUUAAAUUCCAUAGAGGAAUUUUUCAACUGUGAUGAAGUCCUACAGAAAACUGUAAACAAUAAUUGUUAAAUCAUAUUUAUUGCUGCAACUUACCAUUAAGAUUAUAAGUUUAAAUAU